Messenger RNA from Paramormyrops kingsleyae, 2880 nucleotides. RefSeq names its product CTD nuclear envelope phosphatase 1A-like. Gene Ontology annotation, molecular function: phosphatase activity. NCBI's taxonomy places the organism in Eukaryota, Metazoa, Chordata, Actinopteri, Osteoglossiformes, Mormyridae. The record is from RefSeq and is a predicted model, not a curated record.
CAUGCACUUAUAAUUAUAUAUAAAACUUUUUCAACUGAUAAAACUGUUCAAACGAUUUAGAAUAAGUUAUAUUUACUAUUAACGCUAUAUUUUGACAUCAACAACUGGUGAAAGUUAUUGCCCACCAGACUAUAUCUAUCUGACUGAGCUCUAAAUAACGGAAGUCGUUGCAGAAAAAUAGUUAGGUAAAGCUUAAAACUAUUAAUUCAAAUGACUAAUAGCAGAAAAGCAUGUCUCAGUCCUUAAUGUAACCGCAAAUAAAAAUAUACAGCAUUCGCUAUAUUUUGGUCUACAUGAGAUGACUUUAAAUACAAAUGAAAAAAGGGAAAAGCAGCAAAGUUGAGCAGAGUACGGCGGUCGAAUUGAGAACAGAUCCAGCGACCGAGGGGAAAAAAUUCCAGUUUUUCCCUUCGCGGAAGUGACGUAAGAACGGCAAUGGCGACUCGCAGUAAGGUUCUGAAUUCACUGAUAACUGAAAUGCACUCUUGGUGUCGUUGUACUUUUUGGUAGUGUUUGUCAUUUGUCCGCGGUAGCGUGCAAAAAUGAGAAGUUUCUGAGGUUAAAAUAAGCCAGUCUUAAAGAGUACUAGAGUCUAGACCACAUAGGGUCAGCAGCCUAGGAAUACCGGUCUGCAACUUGGUUGACUGCCUGCUUUUUGCACAUUGCAUUUUUAAUGUCAAAUUUAUAAUUUGCCAUUUUUUCGUAUUUUAUAUUUUAAUUUUAAUAGGUGAAUGCGACAUCGAAGAACUGAUCUCACACUAGCAAGCCAGUUAACAAGACAGAGCAGUUUGCUUGCUUGGUUCUCAUUCGGACAGGCUAAUCGCAUACGACUCUGUGGUACUUUGUGGUGGUCCUGGGAGGGUGGUCCCCUUUGGGGACUGGCUUCACGCCUGUGUGGAAUAUACCUUCUCUCCCCGCUUCUCCGAUCCCUUUCGUUGUCCCUUUUCUACGUCGUCGACAUGCUGAAGACCCGGCAGUGUUUACUCUGGAUCCGCACUUUCCUCGGAGUCACGUCCAGAAUAUGGGGCUUCAUAUUGUGCAUUCUCAGGAAGCACCUCCGCACGAUCAUCCAGUAUCAGACAGUGCGUUACGACCUCUUACCCCUGUCGUCCAUCUCCAGAAGCCGGCUCAAUGCAGUUAAGAGGAAGGUUCUGGUGCUGGACCUGGAUGAGACGCUAAUCCACUCGCACCACGACGGCGUCCUGAGGCCCAGUGUGCGGCCCGGCACCCCGCCGGACUUCAUCCUCAAAGUGGUGAUAGAUAAGCACCCGGUCAGGUUCUUUGUGCAUAAAAGGCCUCACGUGGACUUCUUCCUGGAAGUGGUGAGUCAGUGGUACGAGCUGGUGGUGUUUACCGCCAGCAUGGAGAUCUACGGCUCCGCCGUGGCCGACAGACUUGAUAACAACAGGAGCAUCCUGAAGCGCAGAUACUACCGGCAGCACUGUACACUCGACCUGGGCAGUUACAUCAAAGACCUCUCUGUGGUACACAGUGACCUCUCCAGCAUAGUCAUCCUGGACAACUCGCCAGGAGCCUACAGGGGCCACCCAGACAAUGCAAUACCCAUAAAGUCAUGGUUCAGUGACCCCAGUGACACUGCACUUCUCAACCUGCUGCCCAUGCUGGACGCACUACGGUUCACUGCAGACGUCCGCUCCGUCCUCAGCAGAAACCUCCACCAGCAUCGACUCUGGUGAUUGGCCCAGUGGGGCUUCUUAUGGCCCAAUCAUGUUUUUUUGGUUUUCUUUUUUCCAUUUUUUUUGAAGCCCUCCCCAUUGACUGCCGACGGAUUCUCCCACACUCCCCCCCACACCUCUGAAAAGUGUAGUGUCUUUGCCCUCCCCCCCUGCCCUGGUGGGGCGCAGGCGCAGGCCCAGAGAGACGAGGCCCCGGGAGAUGAACACUGCCGCUGGCAUUUUCGGGGGAUUCUGGGAGCAGCGGCAGCGGACGCUGGGACAGACGGAGCCCCCGGUUUUAUACGUUUCUGUAGCGGAGUCUUGUCUGUGAAGCCCCUGCCGUUGCCGUCUUGGGCUCCCGAUGUGUUGGUGCGCGCGGGGGUUCGCUGGCUGUUUUCGCUCGGAAAAUGCUGUCAGCACACAGAACUCCUGUCAAGCCAGCCCGUGAGGCCGUCCCCUUCCCCCCACAAGCCCCCACCUCAGUACUUCUUGAUCAUUUGCACCUGAUUUCUGCAUCUCGUUCUUUAGAAAUCAGUUAAAGCACAGCAUAGGCGUCUCUCUAUCUCUCUCCCCACUUCCCUUACUCCAACUCCCCCCCCGUCCCCUAAAUGUGUCUCACUCGUGUCGGCAAGCUCGGCCGGAUUGCUGGGAGGUCCCCGGCUUACUGCGGUGAGGCCAUUCGUGUCGCUGGUCAGGCUGAAUGUUUUUGGGGAGAUCUCCAAUUUUUUUCUUCAACUGCAGUCCAAGUCUCUGGAUGUCUGUAGUUGCUAAAAACUUGUAUUAAGUUCCAGACGGCAUUUAAAAAAAAAACAACUUUCUGAUAAUAUUACUUUCUUGCUAUUUUUAAGGGACUGCUCUGACAAUACACCAAGGCUGAAUGAGCAGGAACAAGACAUGUCAAAAUAACAUGAGUGUGUGAGUAGUGGGAGUGCCGUUUAGCCUCAGUAAUCAGCAGACUUUGUGUACACGGAAUGACACAUGAUUGAAUAAUGUGAUCAGCUUUGUGUUUCCUUUUCAUAAGUUAAGAAAGAGAACAAGACAUGCGUUUUUUCUUACCAAGAACAUGUUUUAAAACGUGUCCCCUUCCUGCCUGUACGCACUCCCCAGGCAAUCGAGAGUUUACCAACCAAGAAGCUUCUCCUGUCAGUCACGCUCUGGGUCUGUGUGUGCUGUUAAAAAUAAAACACUAGCGACUGUUGCUGUC